Messenger RNA from Heterostelium album PN500, 378 nucleotides. RefSeq names its product 40S ribosomal protein S24 (gene rps24). Gene Ontology annotation, biological process: translation. Gene Ontology annotation, cellular component: ribosome. Lineage: Eukaryota; Evosea; Eumycetozoa; Acytosteliales; Acytosteliaceae. The transcript is spliced from 3 exons. Gene Ontology annotation, molecular function: structural constituent of ribosome. The coding region runs from base 1 to 378 and encodes 125 amino acids. The record is from RefSeq and is a predicted model, not a curated record.
AUGGCCGAUAAAUCAGCUGUUGUCGUUCGUACCAGAAAGGUUAUGUCAAACCGUCUUUUGAGCAGAAAACAAUUCGUUGUUGAUGUUGUUCACCCAGGUAAAGCCAACGUCUCAAAGAACGACUUGAUCACUGCUGUUGCUAAGAUCCACAAGGUCGCUGAUGCCAAGACCAUCUACGUCUUUGGUAUGAAGACUGACUUCGGUGGUGGUAAAUCCACUGGUUUUGGUUUGAUCUACGAUAACUUGGAACUCGCCAAGAAGUACGAACCAAAGUACCGUCUUGCCAGAGUUGGACUUUACACCAGACCACAAACCUCCAGAAAGCAAAGAAAGGAGAAGAAGAACAGAUUAAAGAAGGGAAAGACCUCCAAGAAAUAA